Molecule: messenger RNA, 1473 nt
Organism: Hemibagrus wyckioides
Lineage: Eukaryota; Metazoa; Chordata; Actinopteri; Siluriformes; Bagridae
Gene: agmat
Product: agmatine ureohydrolase (agmatinase)
Exons: 7
Coding region: 167-1237 (356 amino acids)
Molecular function (GO): agmatinase activity; metal ion binding
Source: RefSeq, a predicted model, not a curated record
GUGAGGAAACGCCCCUCGAGACCUGGGAUCUGAUUACAGGAGAGCAAAAGUUCAGCUCGGUUUGGAAGCAGAAAGUUCUAAGUGUUCCUAACUGCAGGACCUGAAAAACCGAUUACGGAAAGCAGUAACUCUCUCGUGCAAGCAAAGAACAGCCUUGCUUCAGUUCAUGAACAUGAGACUAAUCCGCGAGCUCAGAUCAUGCGUGGUGUUCAUGCGGGGUCAGCUGGUCGGUGUGAGUGGGAAUGGUAUUGGGAAUGGAAAUCUGAAAGUCACACCGAGGAGGAUGAUGUCCGGCAAAACAUACAAUGUUCCUCCGAGCAGUGAGUUUGUCGCGCGAGUGUCCGGAAUCGCCACCAUGGCCAAGUUACCGUAUCAGGAAACAGCCGAGGGUCUGGACGCAGCUUUCAUCGGAGUGCCCAUCGACACCGGGACCUCCAACCGCCCCGGAACUAGGUUUGGUCCUCGGCAAAUCAGAGCCGAAUCGGUGAUACUCAGGAAUUACUCUGGCACAGGAGCUGCGCCCUGGGAGUCCAUGAUGGUUGCGGAUAUCGGCGACGUCAAUGUGAACCUGUACGACAUAAAAGACACCUGCAAGCGGAUUCGUGAGAUGUAUCGCAAAGUGAUGGUGAAUGGCUGCAUACCGCUUACUCUGGGGGGAGAUCACACGAUUUCGUACCCGAUUCUCCAGGCCGUGGCAGAAAAACAUGGACCGGUGGGUCUGAUCCAUGUGGAUGCUCACGCUGACACGGGCGACAUGUCCCUGGGGGUGAAGAUCACUCACGGCACACCGUUCAGACGCUGCGUGGAGGAGGGGCUCCUUGACUGUAAGCGCGUGGCUCAGAUCGGCCUCCGAGGAACCGGCUAUACGCCAGACGCCUACUCCUGGAGCAGAGAACAGGGUUUCCGGGUGGUCCGAGCGGAAGAGUGUUGGUACAAAUCUCUGGUGCCGCUCAUGACCGAAGUUCGGGCUCAGAUGGGCAAAGGGCCCGUGUACCUCAGCUUUGAUAUCGAUGCUUUGGAUCCUGCGUUUGCCCCUGGCACUGGAACACCUGAGAUCGCAGGCCUCACACCUAUUCAGGGACUGGAGAUCGUUCGAGGCUGCCGAGGUUUGAAUCUUGUUGGCUGUGACCUGGUGGAGGUUUCCCCACCGUACGACAAUACAGGAAACACGGCAAUAACUGCAGCCAACCUGCUUUUCGAAAUGCUUUGCGUCCUUCCGAAGAUAAAAUACUACUAAUGAAGAAGAACUUCUUUAAAUUAAAUAACAAAGUCUUUCAGAACUUGCUUUUGUGUAUGCUGUAGCAGUGUUUGGUCCUGCCGGCCGUGUGAGCGCUUAAAUGAUGAGCCAAAAAUGUACGUAUUAUAAAAGUUUAUAAAAUGUUGGCAUGGGAAUUUCUAGAGCUGUAUGAUUUAAACGCAAUUCAUGGUGCUAAAGCUUUUAAAUUAGAAAUUAUUAAAUUAUUUUUAAGUCUA